Callithrix jacchus (white-tufted-ear marmoset) is the source of this 6741-nucleotide messenger RNA. It is a transcript of the gene MNS1, whose product is annotated as meiosis specific nuclear structural 1. Gene Ontology annotation, biological process: cilium organization. Lineage: Eukaryota; Metazoa; Chordata; Mammalia; Primates; Cebidae. The record is from RefSeq and is a predicted model, not a curated record. Gene Ontology annotation, cellular component: motile cilium.
UUGCCAGGACGCCGCGUAAACACCGAGCGCCCGCAGCCUGUUGCGCUCCCUGACGCGUCUAGUUGCUGCCUUUGCGGCGGGAGGUGGUGGCCGGGGGAGCCCAACAGGGGUUAUUUUUCGUCAGCCAAGAUGGCUUCCAAAAGGAGAAAUUUGAGCUAUAGUGAAAGGCAUCAGAAAUUAGUAGAUGAAAACUGCAAAAAAUUGCAUGUCCAAGCGCUGAAAAACAUCAGCAGUCAAAUUAGGAAUCAAAUAGUACAGAAUGAAAAUGAUAACCGUGUUGAACGCAAGCAGUUUCUCAGAUUAUUACAAAAUGAACAGUUUGAGUUGGAUAUGGAAGAAGCCAUUCAAAAGGCAGAAGAAAACAAGAGAUUGAAAGAACUCCAGCUUAAACAAGAAGAAAAAUUGGCUAUGGAAUUGGCAAAACUAAAACAUGAAAGUCUGAAGGAUGAAAAGAUGAGGCAACAAGUAAGAGAAAACAGCAUUGAGCUCAGAGAAUUGGAGAAGAAAUUAAAAGCAGCUUAUAUGAAUAAAGAAAGGGCAGCUCAGAUUGCUGAAAAGGAUGCCAUUAAAUAUGAACAAAUGAAACGUGAUGCCAAAAUAGCCAAAAGCAUGAUGGAAGAACACGAGAGAAUAAUAAAGGAAGAGAAUGCUGCAGAAGACAAACGAAACAAAGUGAAAGCACAAUACUGUCUUGACUUAGAGAAACAACUUGAAGAACAAGAGAAAAAAAAGCAGGAAGCUUACGAGCAGUUGCUGAAAGAGAAACUCAUGAUUGAUGAAAUUGUUAGGAAGAUCUAUGAAGAAGAUCAAUUGGAAAAACAACAUAAGUUAGAAAAAACAAAUGCAUUGCGAAGGUAUAUAGAAGAGUUUCAGAAAGAGCAGGCUCUCUGGAGAAAAAAGAAAUGUGAGGAGAUGGAAGAAGAAAACAGAAAAAUCAUAGAGUUUGCUAACAUGCAGCAGCAAAGAGAAGAAGAUCGGAUGGCCAAAGUUCAAGAAAAUGAGGAGAAAAGGCUACAGCUUCAGAAUGCGUUGACACAGAAAUUGGAAGAAAUGCUGCGGCAACGUGAAGAUCUAGAACAAGUGCGACAAGAAUUAUACCAGGAAGAACAAGCUGAAAUAUCUAAGAGGAAGCUAAAAGAAGAAGCAGAAGAGAAACUGAGAAAGCAAAAAGAGAUGAAGCAAGAUUUUGAAGAACAAAUAGCCUUGAAGGAAUUAGUGCUCCAGGCUGCAAAAGAGGAAGAGGAGAACUUCAGAAAAACCAUGCUGGCUAAAUUUGCUGAGGAUGAUCGAAUAGAAUUAAUGAAUGCUCAGAAACAAAGGACAAAGCAGCUGGAACACAGGAGGGCUGUGGAAAAACUUAUUGAAGAGCGUCGCAAACAAUUCCUUGCAGACAAACAACGUGAACUGGAAGAGUGGCAGUUGCAGCAAAGGCGGCAAGGAUUUAUUAAUACAAUUAUUGAAGAAGAAAGACUAAAACUUCUCAAAGAGCAUGCUACAAACUUAUUAGGCUAUCUCCCUAAAGGAGUAUUUAAAAAAGAGGAUGAUAUUGAUCUGCUUGGUGAAGAGUUUAAGAAAGUGUAUCAACAAAGAAGUGAUAUUUGUGAAGAGAAAUGAUAUCAUCAAAAUUGGGUAAAUUUUGUAUGUUACCUAGUUUAUUUCUAUGUCAUCACUAGAUGUCAGCAUAACUUUUGUUUUAUAGUUCAGUGGCAGUACGAAUCCAUUGUGUAUUUGGAUUUUGUAAAUCACUGAAUUUCAUAACUUGUAAAGAAUUAUCAGAUAAAAAUCAAACUGUUAUUUUUGUAUUGAUAAUAGAAUUCUACUGCACAGUGAACUGCCUUCUGUGUUUUGGAACUUAGCUUGAUUUGGCCAGGGAAAUAAAUGUUUGGAAUUUUGUUAUAAAGCACCUUUUUCAUUCUACUGUAAGGGAGGAGAAUUGUAAAUGAAAACAAUGAAGAAUUUUAUUAUCUAAUUGUCACAUUAAGAACUUAGAAAACAAACUCAAAAAGAACAUAAAAGGUCAUAAGAUAGCGACUCAGAAGUUAAAUUCUUGUUGCUUUGUUUUAAAAAAAUUUUCUAAUAAUAACUACAUAUCAGAAUAAUGCAUCAAUUUUGUAUCUCUCAAAUCUAAACAGGGAAUUCUUUGAAUUAUUUUUAUUCUUCAUAAGAAAUGAAGUUCUGGGAUUAUGAAAUUAUUUCAACUUCAUUUCUUAUGAAGAAUAAAAAUAAUUCAAACUAUUACAGUAAGUAACACGGCUAUCCAUCACAUACUGUCAUAGAGACUUACUGAAGUAGAUCACUUAUUUAUCUCCCCAUUCCAUUCAAGUGCUUUCAUAAAUUCCUCCUCAGUGAAAGACAGCAUCUUCGCAGCUUCAAAAUGCAUCUGUUAAUACAAAAUCAGACAAUACUGAUUUUUUAAGAGUAGGUCACCCAACAACAGGAAAUUUGUAAAAAUGUGGGACUAAUAUAUUGUCAGCCUGUAAUUUCUGUUGUAGGAACAUACACUCUUAAUUCCAAUAAGCAUGAUACAUUCAAGAACCAACCGAUAAAAGACUUUGUUCCCAACAGUACUACUGAACCAACUUACUUUUAGGGUAAUUCAGUGACAUUGUAAUACCUGAUCUUUGCAAAGAAGGAAAGUGUCUGUCAGAACUAUGAACAGGAAGCAGUCAGUCCCCUAAGAUAAUAGUCAUUCUUUAGUUUGGUACCUUCUGUAAUUGAGAAGUACCUAUACUGUAUUUUCCAGUCCCAUUUUCUACAAUAAUUUACUUAAAUGAAAAUAUCCACUAGCUUAGAUGACACAUUAUACAUAUGAAAUCUAACAUAUAUAGUGAGAUUUAUACAUAUAAUGCAUUUUUGUAUGAUGUUUGAUGCCUAAAAAUGUCAAAAAUUAAACAUAACUAAAGUAAAAAAUCCUAAUUUUAGUAACAAAGGUACAAAUAGUAUGAUUUAACUUUAAUGACAGACUCACCUUCUGCCUUUUUAAAACAUCAAUUAAUUUUAACUGUUUCUUGAAUCCUAGGAUUAAUUCUCCUUUUUGUUUUUCUAGCUUCUUGUUUUCUGAUUUUAACACUUCAAUUUUUUUGUGGUGUUCAUUUGUUAUGUCCUACAAAAAGAAAAAAAGUGCCAUAUAUUCUUUUUUAAUAUAUAGCCUUUCAAUGGAAAGAAUUAUAGACUAUCACAACAGUAAUAAAAAGUACUUUUUAAAAUUGAAAUAUAAAUUUUUUUGUAGAUAAAAUUGCUUUCCAUUACCAACUUGCUGGAAUCUAAUACUUUUAGUCAUGCUCAGGUCUUUCACAUUUUAAAACGUUUUAAAAAUAAUUCUAAUUCCAGUAACAGCAAAGUAGCUUGUAUUGAACCAACAUAAACUCUGGAAUUAUGAAUUUUAAAAAAUAUAUUUAAAAGCAUAGAUGAGCAAUCAUUAAUAAGUAGAAACUGGAAGUGAUAUGAUUCUUAAAAGAACAGAAAUACUGGUUGAGAUCCACAGUCAACUAGCUUCUCCUGAGAGCACUUUCCAGUUCGUGGGUUCACAGAACUAGAACACAGGCAAAAAGUAGUAGUCUUACUGGACUGAGGAGUCAGAGAGCAGGGCUGGCAGGGUGGCGAUUCCUCAAAGAACCAUUCGACCCAGCAAUCUCAUUCCUGGGAAUAUACCCAGAGGAAUGUAAAUCAUUCUACUAUAAGACACGUGCACACAAAUGUUCACUCCAGCACUAGUCACAAUAGCAAAGACAUGGAAUCAUCUAAAUGCCCCAUCAAUGACAGAUUGGAUUAAGAAAAUUUGGUACACAUACAUCAUGAAAUACUACAUAGCCGUAAAGAAGAACGAGAUCAUGUCUUUCGUGGGAACACGGAUGGAGCUGGAGGCCGUUAUCCUUAGCAAAUGAAGAUAGGAACAGAAGACCAAAUACCACUUCUUUACACAUAUAAGUGGGAGCUAAAUGAUAAGAACUUAUGAAACACAAAGAAGGAGACAACAGACAAUGGGGUCUACUUGAAGUGGACAAGGCAGAAGGAGGGAGAGGAGCAGAAGAGGUAACUAUUGGGUACUGAGCCUAAUACCCAGGUGAUGAAAUGUAUGUAUAACCAACCCGCAUGACAUGUGUUUACCUAGGUAACCUUCACAUGUACCCCCAAGCCCCCAAAAACGAAACAAAAUGGCUGGCUAGAAUAUGGAGAGUCAUCUGUUUCAUGGAAACCAUUUUUCUUUCUACUUUCUUAAUAUGUGAACUAAUACAAUAUAGAGAUCAAAUCUACAACAGUUAGGAAAUCCUGAUACUUAGGUGGCUAUUCUUCUUUUGUUUUCUUCAAAAUCCCUUUAAAAUGCACCAAAUUGGGAGUAAUACUCUAAUAACAUGCUAAUUACUAGUAGGUCUGUAAAGACAACUUCCUAACUUAUUAAUAACUUCUAUUAAUAAAUCCCAUUUAUGCCAUCAUUGAUGGCCCGUGAGUAUGAAAAUGACCUGACCAUGUAACAAACUAUCUGACAGACGACAUCUUAAAACUCUGUAGUCACUAUGCCACAUAUUUGCCUCUCAAACAUGUUACAGGACUUACCAAAGUCAGUUUCAGUCUAUUCCUAUUAAGUGUUAACUUAAUCCAAAAUGUAUUAUCUGUGUAUAUAAUGAAGGUGGUUCCUAAUUUCAUUAUCCAAGUCAUGUUAAAUUAUCAAAUAUUGUCCUAAGUACUAAACAGAGCCCAAUGGAAUACCACUUAUUAUCCUUUUAGGUCAAGAUAGAACCAAAAAGUAACAAGUAUUUAUAGAAUGUACAAACGGCUCUCAUGCACAUUGGCAUUUGAGCCUUCAUUUAUUCAACAGUAUUUAAGGCACAGAAUGCUAAUCUACGCCAAGCAUUGGCUAGACACUGGAGUUACAGUGAUCCUUACAAUAAUUUAUGGAACUUGUUAAAACUGCCAAUUCUCAGACCUCACUCCAGACCUACUGAAUCAGAUUUCCGGGGAUGGGACCCAGCAAUUUGUUUUAACAAGCCCUCCUGGAGAUUCUGACACAUGCUCAAGUUUGAGAACCACUGCCCUGUAAAAUACAGCCUUACUUUAUGUAUUAGAAAACUGAGAUUCAGAGAAUAAAAGACUUGAGAUACAAAAGAUACUUUUUCUAAGAGCUUAGAAAAGUACCUGACAUAACAUGGGCACCUGAUAAAACUGGUUGAAGAAAUGAAUCUUCAAGAGUUGUGCCAUCACCCAUUUAUGGCAACAGACAAGCAUAACACCCUAACAUGUUGGAAAUCUGCAUACUACAGAUGCAUGUAUUUCUUCUGAAAAGGCAAUGUUCAGCAUGACAUCAAGAACUAUAAUUUAAGUAUUAUUCUGACAGGUUCCUAAAAGAACCAGUUACCAAAAGAGAUCACUACAAAAGCUAUUCAAUUUUUCCAUACCUUGUUAUUUUGCCUUAAUUUAUUUAACUCCAGUUUAUACUUUUCUGCUUCUUCUAGAGCUCUAUUCAAGCGAACCUCUGCGGCACUUUGACUACUUGCAGCCUGUUUCUGCAAUCUUCUUUUGUCUUCUAAUUCCUGUAUAGUAAAAAGAUAUAGAACAUUUACAAAUACAUCAUAGGUUCCCCCACUUUAUCAUUCUGCAGUGUUUUCCGCAUCCAUAUUCCUUGCUUUCUCUCAGAUUUACACACAGACACACACGGCCAGCUGGAGGCUGAACACUAAGUGUUAGACGUCUCAAGGAAUUCUCGCCCCAAACUGAUAUUAGAGAAAUAUAUCCUAAAAAACGUAGUUGUGACCUGGGCUUUCAAAUUACGUUUUGUUUGGAAUUUUGUUUAUUGACUCAAGACACAGUAUACCUGUCCUCUAUUUCAUAAACAACUCUUUCUAACUAUAUUUCUUCUUUUGGGAACCUCCCAAAAAGACCAAUGUUAAGACAAACCCUCCGCUGUUUUUCUAUAUACCUGACAAAGUGUAUCAUUUAAGAAUGUAUUCAUCAAGUACACAACAUUCUAUAUAGCUCUAUAGGAAAAUCCCAAUUCUGAGCAGAAACAACAGAUCUUAUAGAUUAUUUUCCACAUCCUGGGAUGAGUUUAGUCUUAUAUUUCUGCAAACAUUCUAGGAUAUUCUGUUCAAAAAGUCAACAGGCCAACACCUGAAGAAACAUGGACAUCGAGGAUAAACUCUGAACUCCACCAUAAUCUUUACCCUGUUAACCAGCCUCAUCUCCUGCCAAAGAUGUUACUUUCAGUAAUAUCGGCAGUACUUGGAUCUCUCCUAAACAGCCAUGGUGUUUCCUGUCUCAGUCUCUGCUCAUGCUUUUCCUCCUAGCUCUGGUCUCUGCCCACUCAUUUUUACCUGGCUAGCACCUACUUACUCAGCUAGGUUUAUACUCUAGGGCAUUAGCUGCUCAGGACCUAUUUCCAUUUUAAUCCUCACUAUCCACCCAGAUUCUAUUAAGUACCCUCUUCAGAACUUCUGUAGCACCUUUAGACACAUUUAUCAUCAUAUCUGCUAUGUGGUAUUGAAACUAUUUCUUAACUUUAUUUCCCCCAUUGUAGUGUAAGCUCCUUGAAGAAAAGAGCUGUCUUAAUUUCUGCGUAUCGGAAACACUUCAGUGGCAUAUAAAAGACACUAACAACAUGUUAAUUAAACUGAACUUAUUUUGUAAUACUAAACCCACUCUCCUUUAUAUCCUCUACAAUGUAAGGCCUAGUCCAGAGUCUUAUUCAAUAAAUUGAGCAGACACUCAAAAAACAUGGUACAAUAAAAACGAUACAGUUAAAAUACA